CCAGGACCUCCCUCCUCUUGCUCUUCCUACUCUUCCACGUCAUCUUCCUCCCUUAUUCUUCUGCUUCUUCUUCCUCCGCCUAUACUCGCAUGCUGCCUACCAGGCUAAGUCUCGAGUUGGUUCCGCCGUGCCUACAUUCAUGCACACCUGCCUCCUACGUACAUCUGUGUAUUGUUCCGUUCGGGUAUCCCGAGCGCCUCUCCCUCGCAACGGGCAGGACGUGCUUCCCUAUCUGUCUGACUUAGCUGCGUACCACGUAACGUCCUGUCUCGCACUAGGUGCCCGUGUAGGUAAGCAUGUAAUAUCCAUGUGUGUGUGUGUGUCCAUGUGUGUAGGGCCAUGCAUAGGUAUAUACGUUGCGUCGGUGUAGGAAGGAUCUGUCCAUGUAUUCAUGUGCGCACGCUCAGGGCUUCUUCUUUUUCUUCCUCACGCCUCUCGCCUCCAUACCGGGCAGUGGUACAUCGGGCACCUCAGACAUGCCUUACCUGUCGGUAUCUGUCCUUACCGUAAUACUGCCGCUGCUGCAAGGGAAGAAGGCCACAUAUAUCCACACAGGGUAAGAGAGAGAAGGGGGGGUAGGGGGAGGGAAAAUGUGCGCGCGCACCUGUGUGGGCUAGUCGUGCGGCAUAUCUCGAUGGGGAGUCUCAUCUGACAGCAUUCAGUUAGAAGCUGACUCCGCCUCUUCCAGGGGAAGGGGACCGGAUGAUAUCGCGCUUGGGUUCCGCGCCGAUCUGUCUGACGGCGACCAUCAUCGGAGGCAAGCCCGGUCAGGCGGGAAGGCGUUCCUGAGAUUAAAUCGCUAGAUCUGAUCUCAUCUCGGUGGGAGGGCGAAGAAGUAGGUUAAUUGGACAAGAUCGAUUCCAUCCCAGCGGAAUGCCGGCUAGGAAACAGAAACAUACCCUAUACCAGACGCCCGCCCACCUAAGCAUACUCGAACCGAGACACAUAUAUGCGCAUCCACACACCCACGUGUCCGAGAGCCACAAGGCGGC
Molecule: messenger RNA, 992 nt
Organism: Durotheca rogersii
Lineage: Eukaryota; Fungi; Ascomycota; Sordariomycetes; Xylariales; Xylariaceae
Exons: 1
Coding region: 392-652 (86 amino acids)
Source: RefSeq, a predicted model, not a curated record